Messenger RNA from Zophobas morio, 7025 nucleotides. RefSeq lists its product as uncharacterized. The record is from RefSeq and is a predicted model, not a curated record. The coding region runs from base 130 to 4890 and encodes 1586 amino acids. Gene Ontology annotation, cellular component: cytoplasm. Gene Ontology annotation, molecular function: protein binding. The transcript is spliced from 4 exons. Gene Ontology annotation, biological process: innate immune response. Lineage: Eukaryota; Metazoa; Arthropoda; Insecta; Coleoptera; Tenebrionidae.
UACUGAGUAAUCAAUCCAGAGUAAUUAUUUGGAAGUAAUACUGCAAUUGUAACUCAGUUUAUGAAAGUAUUUUAUACCUGUGAGUGUUGAAAAGAAGUGAAGGUUCUGAAAGCAAACAUAUUUAAGGCCAUGGAGAUGGACAUUGACAUGAUGAACUCCAGUUCUGACGAAGAAAUCCAAAGAGCGAAACAAGAAUUUAAGCAUAAAAUCGAACAAAUAAAACGGAAAAAGAUUGAAAAAAGAAACAAAGGUCUCCUACAGGCUCGUCAACCUGAAGACACUCCCUGUUCUUCAAAAACGCAGACGGAUCCAGUAAGUUUAGAAGGUACGUCAGACAAACAAGUUGAAGUAGUUGGAAGCAAUCAACAAAUUAAGGAAAGUACUGAAGAAAAUACAAACCUAAAGGAGAAGGUUUAUGAAGAAGUUUGUGAAGAAACAAAUAACCCUUUAUCGAAAAAGACUUUCAAAAAACGAAAAGGCACCACCGAUAAAGGAAAAAAAUACGAAGAUUUGAUCACCGCUAAUGUCGUACUACAAUUGGUAAGCGAUAGUAAAAUAAAAGACUUCCGAAUUUCAUCGAACGACGAAAAUUUUGGUGAUUUUGAUGACGUAGUUAUUGAAAUUGAGACAAACAGGGGAACAAAAACCAAAGCACUGCAAUUAAAACACAGUAAUGAAAAAAAACAAUUAUAUAUAAAGCAACUGGCAGGCAAAAAGGGAGACUUUAGUUUAAUCAAAUAUUUCAAAUCUGCUCAAGAGGUUCAAGACGAAGUGCAAGAAUUUAUAUUAUUCACCACAAAUACAUUUGAAACUUCGGAAGAUACAAAAUUUAGACUAGAAGGAGAAGAGUUUGACCUGAAGCCGAUUAAAAAGACAGUUUCAGAAGACGAUUUCGACAUUUUAAGAAUUUCGGAAAAUAUAAAUUAUUAUCAUACAUUUCAAAUCGUAGAGGACGAAUGGACUAAACAAAAUCCUGAAAAAAUUCAGCAAUACCAAACAUUCUUCGAAAGCUUUCGUCUUUACACAAACCAAGAACGUUUUGAAGCUCUUACAAAAUCAACAAUGCAUAGAUUUAAUGAGAUGUUUUGCUCUAGCGAAGAAACUUUCAAAAAAUACGUCGACGUUAUAUCGGAAUGGAGCAUAAAAGAAGGAGAAAAAGAAAAAUUAAACAAAAGAAUGAUGCAACGUGCAAUCGCACUUCGUUUGCUUUCUUCUCAAAUCGAACCACUUGUUUUUGGCUCAGUCACAGACGAAAUGAAGACACUUCGAGAGGCUAUUUGUUUAUUUGACAUUACGUUGUUGGAAAAAGAAGGCAGCAACGCAAUUAAAAAUCUGUGGGGCGACUUGGACAAAAAGGUCGACCCGAAGGAACUCAACAAAAUUCGAUUACUUUAUUCUCUUUCUUUUGAUUAUAUAAGUAGUGUCGAAAAUCUGGAUGCAAAUUUGCUGACACAAUUGCUAUGGCUGAUGGAGAAAUGUCCGCUGAUUGUAAAAGAACGCGACAAUAUAGAAAAGGCUAUUAAGCUUUGUCCAGAUGCAAAAUUUAUUAUACUUGGUGAGGGAAAAUGUAGAGAAUGGAUGAAGGAAAUUCCCGUGUUUCAAAACCUAUCCGACUUGAAAUCAAAAGGCGAAUUGUAUGACAAAGUAAUGCAAAAUUUCACCAUCUCAUUACAAGGAAAAGAACCACUUAAUUUAGUGACUGCUUUCCAAAAAAAUUACGAAAUCUCAGAACAUGUAACUGUGAACAAACUUUUGGAAAUGUCAGAGGGUUCAUGCUAUAUAGGUGGACAGAAAGAAACUUUUCCCAAUCUUUAUAUCGAGAGAUAUUUGUCCGUCAAUAUUAUAGAUAUUAAAUAUUUACAACAUACAGAUCAAGAUACUGUUAUCAUUCUGAAUUGCGAAGAAAAUUCUGAGCAAUUAAAAAUAACUCAAAAGCAUAUACUAAUAGAUAUAAAAGAUUUUUUCACUUCUAUGGAUUCCAAAAUUUUUGAGACUGCACUUUUUAUACAGAGUAACAUUAAAUAUAGCGAUUCUGAUUUUCAGAAAAUUUGUUCUAAAACACCUACAUCUAAACGUAUACAUUAUUUUAAAUUUCUUAAUAAUAAAAAUUUAGAAUGGGUCCGUAGCAGAGGGGAUAUUAGUGAACUGCGAGAUUAUAAGUUACACCAUCAUUCUAAAACCGAAAAUAAUUCUGAAACCGAGAGCCAAUUUUGGUCUUCCGAAUCCGACAACGAUUAUUUGACUAGUGAUUCUGAAAGUGAGAAAGAACUUUGGUUUUCCGAUUCAUUCAAUAGCACAAAUCUUGUAACAGGUGAUGUAAGUGAACUCCAGAACAAUAAUUUAAGUAAUUAUUCUAAAAAUGAGAAAGAAUUUUGGUCUUUCGGGUUUAGUAAUAACAUAAAUCUAAUAGUAGGCGAUCCGGGAAUGGGCAAAACUGAAUUAACAAAAAGUUUAAAAAACAAUUGUUCUUCUCAAUAUUGGACGGUGAUAAUGAAUCCCCAAGAUAUUAAUCUACUUUUUAAAACUUUACAAAAUCGUGAGACGUCGGAGUACUUAAAGCUGUUCGAAUCAUUCAUUUUGAAUAAAAAAUAUCCAGGUCUUGAACCGUUAGAUCGAGAGUUUCUAAAAACGAGUUUGAAGCAAAAGACUGUAGUUUACGUAUGGGACGCUCUCGACGAAGUUUUAACUAAAAAUUUGGAAGCUACUUCAACGUUAAUUCUUUCAUUAUCUAAAAAAGGUUUCACUCAAUGGGUUACCGCAAGGCAACACUUGAGGUUAUUUCUUGAAAACAAAUUUAGUGUGCUGUCAGUGACUAUUAAUCAGUUCAACCAGAGCGAGCAAGAAGAUUACAUUAGAAGACGACUUGCCAAUUUUUCUACGUCUCUCGACAUGAAAGAAACGAUUGAGAAAAUUAAAUCCACGUUUGCAUUCACAAAACAUAUAGAUAUUUUAGGAAUUCCACUUCAGAUCUUUAUGCUUACAGAAGUAUUUCUACAAAAUAAAGAAAAACAUGAGGAAUUAUUCAACAACAAGUUUCUUUUGACUGAUUUAUACAGUUACUUCAUUGACGGAAAACUUGAGUUCUUCUUCGACGACAAAGUGCCUGCAAACAAUGAUUAUUGGCAAGAAGAAGCCAGGAAGAAAAAGGAAGAAAAACUAAAACACUAUGAAAAGUUGGCGUUUGGAGUAAUAUUUUCUGAAGAAAUUUUGAAGGAAUUAAAGAUCGAUUGUUCACUUAAUGCAGAUGUGAUUUCUGAAGAUUUCGGUACAGUUGGUAUCAUAACUGGAUCACUAACUGGGAUACCACAGUUUGUACAUGCUUCCUUUGCCGAAUAUUUUGUUGCUUUAUAUUUUUCUAAACAUUUUGAAAUGAUACCCGCAGAUACAUUUUUUGAUCAGAAGUAUAACAAUGUACGAUUUUUUUUUGAUAUGAUAAUUGGUAAAAAUUCACCGGCUCACAUCGCGGUCUUGUACAGGAAUUUUAAUGAAUUGAGGAAUCAUGGUGACGAAAUAAUAAAAUGUAAAGAUGAAAGUGGCAGAAGUGCUUUACAUCUCAUUUGUUCUUGGGGACGAAGAUAUCCGCGUUCAAAUGUGAAAGAACAAGACGAUUUUUAUAUAAUCGAUAACAAAUUUAAUAGUGUUCCAGAAGAAACAAAAGAAUAUUAUAACGCAUUGUUAUUUUUGUUAGACGAAUGUGAAAUUUCAAAAGAAGAUGAGCUUCAUUACACGCCCCUAGCAUAUGCAUGGAAAAGCCAUAGUUUGGUAGCGGAACUGGAAUUAUUACAGUCAAAAAAAUUACAAUUUCAAGACGUCUACAGUGAAAGAGACAUAAUUAAUAUUUUAUUUCGUUCUGCUCAACUUGGGUAUGACGAUGCGAUUGAAAAGGUUAUUCCGACAGAUGCUGAUGUUUGUAAAAAAUUAGCAAAUUCUCGUGAUGAAUCCUUUCAAACCCCCCUGUUCAUAGUGUCCAACCCGAAAGACGUAAAAGUCGGAAUUAAUGGUAGUGGUGGUAACGGUCAAGCAUCGCUUAAUGCAAAUGUCAGUUGCGGGCGACAAAAAAUUAUCGAACGUUUAGUUAAAUAUGGAGCCAAACUCAAUGGCGCUGAUGAACUUGGUAAGACACCGCUUUACGCAGCUUCCUCUCAAGGCCACGAAAAAAUUGUCGAAUGCCUGGUGAAAUGCGGUGCAGAAAUUAAUACAGCUAAUGAAUAUAAGAACACACCGCUUCACGCAGCUUCCACUCAAGGUCACGAAAAAAUUGUCGAAUGCCUGGUGAAAUGCGGAGCCGAAAUCAAUUGCGCUGAUUAUUAUGGCGAGACACCGCUUCACGCAGCUUCCUGUCAAGGUCACGAAAAAAUUGUCGAAUGCCUGGUGAAAUGCGGAGCCGAAAUCAAUCGCGCUAAUAGAGAUGGUCGGACACCGCUUUACGCAGCUUCCUCUGAAGGUCACGAAAAAAUUGUCGAAUACCUGGUGAAAUGCGGAGCCGAAAUCAAUUGCGCUGAUAAUUAUGGCGAGACACCGCUUUACGAAGCUUCCUUUGAAGGUCACGAAAAAAUUGUCGAAUACCUGGUGAAAUGCGGAGCCGAAAUCAAUCGCGCUGAUAGAGAUGGUCGGACACCGCUUUACGCAGCUUCCUCUGAAGGUCACGAAAAAAUUGUCGAAUACCUGGUGAAAUGCGGAGCCGAAAUCAAUCGCGUUACUAAAUAUGGUCAGACACCGCUUAACGCAGCUUCCUCUCAAGGUCACGAAAAAACUGUCGAAUGCCUAGUGAAAUGGGGAGCCGAAAUCAAUCGUACUGAUCAUUAUGGUCGGACACCACUUUACAUUUCAUCCGAGCGUGGCCACAUGAGAAUAGUACAAUUUUUACAAGAAAAUGGUGCAACGAAGUAGUUAAAACGACAGUUAUUUAAAAUGCAGCGGACACUGUUUAUUAAAAAUCAGUAAUUUCAGACACAAAAUAAUCUGACUGCACAUUUUGGUGAACUGCAUUGCUAAUAGUUAGCUAUUAAAAAACUAGGAUGUAAAGAGUGCUAUAACCGCUGGAGCCGUCCGUUUGAAAUCCGUCUUCGUGUGCGUGGUGUGUUCAAGAUUUCAGUUUCUGCCCAUUUUAAUCCAAUAAUCUAAAAAUUAAUUAAAAAAUACUUACAUAAAUGUGGUUGAUCACUUUUGCAUGAUAUAUUUCGGUGUCAUAGUAACAUUUUGUUGUUUAUUCAAAAAAAUUUAGUGAACAGAAUUAGAAAAAUGAUUUAUUUAGGCGACAUACUAUUAGGGCCAAAAAAAUGGGAACACGUAACCUGCUCAUGUCGUCGAUUUUAUUUAAUUUUUCUAUUGUAAGUGCCAUUACUCUGUCACGUUGAUGUUAAAUGACGUCAGGAAAGCAAAGGCGUAAAUAAAAAUCGAUGACAUGAGCAAUUCAGGUGUUUCCAUUUUUUUGGUCGUGAUAGUACCUAUUGCCCAAUUGCCUGAAAAUUUUAAAAAUGCACUCAGUCAAGCAUUAAAUAGUUUAAAUAAAGUUACUUACAUUUAUUGGUUUUGACAAGACAUUUCGGUAAGAUAAUAUAUUACCCUACCGAUUUUACAUACAGGAUACAGUUAUGGCUUUCCUACCGGCCAACUUUUAUAAAUGUCAACAGGUAUUUAAUAGACAGAAACCGAUAAAAAGUUUUUAUAAAAUUUCAAUAACGUGGCCACAUGGCAUCAACAUUUGAAAAAUGAGCCAGUCUAGGACCAGUGCAAUUAGAGUAGGAAAAAUAUAUAGCGUGUUUCGCUUAAGGAAACUUAGUUGCGCAUCAAAAACACUACGGUCCGUAGUGUUGAAAAUAAUCUAAGAAACAUAUAAUUUUGGUCUCCAACUUUUUUAAUAGAUGAGAUAUCGAGGAUGGCGCACUCCCGUUCUAAUCCCCUAAUUUCAUUUUGCCAAAGUUUAGCCAACAAUUUAUCGUGUUAACAAGAUCAAAUGCUUUGCUCAAAUUUAUAAAAAGAGAAACGCAGUUUUUGUGUUUGUCAAUAUUUUAGUAAAGUAUGUUCAGGAAUUGAAUAGUUACCGUUGACGGUGAUUUUCCUUGUGGAAAACCGAGUUGAUUUCGUCCAGUUUUCUUUAGAAAUGUUUACAAUGUUUUUGCAGCAAUUUUUUCUAUAAUUUUGGAAAAGCAACUUAAGUUUGAUAUCGGUGUGUAAAUUAGUCAUUUUAGUUGGAUCAUCAUUAAAUGUUGGAAAAAAUUUUUAUAAUUUUUUGACAAUUUAGAAAUUUUACAACCUUAAAAGAAUUGUUUAUUACGAUUGUUAAUAUGUUUUUAUCUGAAGAGCACAAUGUUUUAAAAUGACAGAGUUUAUUUUUGGCCCACAUGCAGUGCUAUUUUUUUAUGUAUCAUAUUAUAAUGAUACUGUUUUGUAGCUUCGAUAAAGUACUGCACAUUUCUUAUUAGAACAUUUACGUUAAGUCGCAUUUGAGUUUUCUCUUUGUUUUUUUUGCCUGCUAUUCAAUUUUUAUUAGAAGAAGAUUCCAUUAAAUAAUUCUUAUAGUUCUUUUUUGCUGCUUCAAUUAAUUUUUUGUGUUCUUUUAUAACAUUUAUGCAGAAUUCUGGACGUGUAGGUACCUUGUUGUACUCAGUUUUUCGCAAUUGUUUAUUAUUCAGGUUCAUUCGAUUUGAAUAGAAAAUGUUAUUUUUUUGUUCAAAUUAAAACAUAUUUGCCACCAUCAACUUUAUUCUCAAUAUUCUUAAAUUCACCGUGCUUUCAAAUAAAACAACACUCCACAGAAUUUUUACAGUAGUUUUAGAUGAAUGAACAGGUUAUUGAAGCAGUAUUUUGAUUUCAAAUAAUUGUAGUCUAUACGACAUAGUCGACUGCUCUAAUACAUUUUCUCGUAAAUUAACUUUCGAAAUAACGUCCUCCAUUUUUUCUUUUUCCAAGUAAAAUAAAAAUGAAAAACCACAAUAUAAAGUAUGGACAAAUGAUUUUGUUUUAAAAAUUUUUCUAUUUGACAACUAUACGUUCUGCCAGAGAACUGCAACAUUUUCGUUUAG